GCUUCUUCAACUGCAUACUCCUAAACCCUCCUCUGUUCUCUUCUUCCCUCGACAUGGGGAGAAUCUAAGAUAGGUUAAACUCUCCUUUUUCUUCUUGUUCCUUCUGCUUUUUUCUCUAGUUGAUCGUUUCAUGGCCCAAGCGGACAAUUUGUUUGCCCUGUUGGGCAAUGAAGAAUCCGACGAUGUGUCACAACUGAUCGACCGCGUAAAGGAGGAGAAUGAGCUUUCUUCUUCGGGGAAGAAAGUGGAGAAAGCAAAGAAGGAAGAGAAGAAGAAAUCCGUACGGGCUCCGGUUAAUAUGAGGGCCAAACGCAUCAUUCUUCCCUACCAGGAGAGGAGAUCCAAUAUUGUAUUUAAGAAAGAGAAACUGGAGCCUGAAGACAAAUCCAGUGGUUCGAGUGAGAGCAACGUUCCAGAUAACAGUAAUGGAGGGGAGGGGGUUGUGUUUUCUCAGCCUGCCUCUGCUAAGGGCAAGUUGACAAUAUUGGAGAAAGGUGGUUUUAGUGUUUCAGAUAUUAGUAAUGUAGCUGGCACUGUUGAUUCUCAGCCUGCUUAUGCCGACGGAAAUAGCAAUCAGGGUGGUUAUAGACGGGUAGACAGGUAUAAUGGGAAUGGUGAUGGUAACGUUAGUCAGAGAAAUAAUGGAGAAGCUAAUGGCUUUUUGCAAAAUCAUGAUGGUAAUUAUAGAGGUUUUAAUGGCAAUCAUAGGAACAAUAGGAGAAACAAUGUGAAAAAUGGUUAUCAGGCUAAGAAAGAAGUUUGGGGUAGAUAUGUAGAUGAAGAAGGUUGGGAACAUUGGGGGCGUAAAAGAUUGGACACCCAGCCACAGUUCUCAAACCAGAAAGAAGAUGGUGGUGCUGACAAUAAGGUAGAGGAUACUAAUUCUGAGAGGAAUAACACGGAUGAAAAGGAUGCUAACAAACAUGUUGUGGAUGAAAAAGAAUCUGUAAAAUCUGUAAAUGGUGGGAAUGAAGAUGACACAGCUGAAAAGGUGAUCCUUGAUGAGGAGCAGGCCGUCCAGAGUGAGAGUGGUGCUAAAGAAGAAGAAAAUGGUAGUGUUUCUGAGAAGAAAUCCAAAAACAAGAAAAAGGUUCAAGUUCUAUCUGCAGAGGAGGCUGAAAAGAAGAGGAGACAAGAGGCUGCAAAGAGAUGGGAAGAGGAAAGAAAGUUGAAGACGCUUCAACAAUAUGAGAGAGCCCAGCUUGAAAAGAGGAAGGCUUUGGAAGGUCUUAUGAGGGCUGAACAGAGGAAAGUUGAAAUAGAUAAAGAAUUUGAGUCUAUGCAAAUUGUUGGGAAGAACAAAGAGGACGUCCAAAUGAAAAAUAACCCUGAUCAGAAGGAAGAGCAGAAAUCUGAGUUGAAGCUUAAGAAGAAAGAUGACCAUGGCAAGACGAUGAGCAUUGAUGAAUUCAAUAAAUUUGCUGAGAGCCAGAAGAAGGGGAUGAGGCAUAGCGGUUCAAGGAACUACCACAAUAGGCAGAAUGGAGAGUUUAAUGGCAGGCCUAAUGGUGAGAGGAACUACAAUACUCAGAAUGGAGGGAAGUUUAACGGCAGGCAUAAUGGUAAAAGGAACUAUGAUAGGCAGAAUGGAGACAGGAACUACAAUAGGCAGAACAUGGAGAAGCUUAAUGGUGAAAGGAACUACAAUAGGCAGAAUGGAGACAAGUUUAAUGGCAGGCCAACUGGUGAGAGGAACAAUAAUGGUCAGAAUUUGGAGAAGCUUACUGGCAAGCCUAACAGUGAGAGGAACAAAAAUUGGCAGAACGGUGAGAAACUUGAUGUCCAGAAUGAUGCAACUGUUCCUGCUACUCCUGCUGCAGCUCCUGUCAACAUUAUGGAUGAAAAGUUGUUUCCUGCCUUAACAUCAAAACAUUAAGACAAAUAAACUUACAAUUUUUGUUUCAAUCUGUAAUUCUGAAGAGAUUAUUAUGACACUAAUAUUUCCCGUGCUUUUUAAAUCCAUCCUUAUUUUCUUUUAUGAUGGUUGCUUCUGUGCUUGUUUAGAGUUUUUGUUCAUUGUGUGAAGCUGUCCGUGGGUUUGGAGCUAUGUUCUAUUGUUAUUUUUUAUCACUUCUGCAUAUUUGUGCGCUAUUUUGGAAUCAAAAGAAUGCCAAAAGAGAUUUUGUUACAUGUACAGCUCCUUCUGGGAGAUAAAUGGUCAGGAAAUAACAACACACAUUGGUUAUACUAAUGCAGUACUAUCUAAAAGCAGCUUUUGGGUUCAAUAUAAAUAAGUUUUCAGA
Rubroshorea leprosula is the source of this 2243-nucleotide messenger RNA. The record is from the annotation of a GenBank genome assembly. NCBI's taxonomy places the organism in Eukaryota, Viridiplantae, Streptophyta, Magnoliopsida, Malvales, Dipterocarpaceae.